AACGCUUUUUUAGUACUUAUUAGUGUCUUUAUCGUAUUUAAUUAAUUUAAAAUAUUAAUCUAGAGCUUUUGGCUUUGUUGUAAAUGAUUUUAUAGCUCCGUUACUCACUGUUGUUUUUUUAUUUACCUAAGCAUUAGGUAACUAACCGUUACGAUGUCCAUAAAGUCUGCUGAUGCAUUAACAAAUAAGUUGAAGCAAGAUCUGCUGAACGAGCUGGUCACAACAAAUCAUCUUCUGCAAUUAAUCUCUCAAGAAUUACAAGAGAUCAAGCAAUUGACUAGGCCUGGUGGAGAAUUUGAGUCAAACAUUGCCAAGAACACUGCCCUAACAAAACUACUGGCCGAUAUGCACCAUCUAGAUUUAGACAAAUUACCAGCCAUUGCACGAAUGCAAAUAGAUUUGAACCAUCCGUCAAAUCAAAACCACUCUUACGAGAACAUGACACGUUUAGAAAUAACUCUACCAUUGAAGAAGAUAAAUAGAGAUAUUGCUUUUUAAAUAUAAUUAAGAAUAAUAUUUAGACUAAGUAAGUAAUAAAAUAAAGAAACCAAAUAAUA
Leguminivora glycinivorella is the source of this 557-nucleotide messenger RNA. RefSeq lists its product as uncharacterized. The record is from RefSeq and is a predicted model, not a curated record. NCBI's taxonomy places the organism in Eukaryota, Metazoa, Arthropoda, Insecta, Lepidoptera, Tortricidae. The transcript is spliced from 3 exons. The coding region runs from base 154 to 498 and encodes 114 amino acids.